AUGUCUGCCUCGAAAGGGACAUUAGAUAUUCAUUCUCCUCAGCUCACCGAUCUCGUCAAGCACAAGAAGAAGGCCGCAGACAGAGAGGUAUUCGCAGUGCAGUCUCUUGAGAAAGAUGUGCCAGUUACUCUCCAUGUUGUCGCCAAGCCGUCGCCAGCCCCUGCCAAAUCAACAAAGAAGAGUACGCCCGUGUGGGUCCUCUGGGUCAUCUGGUACAAUACUUACAGGCGCUUUUUCGCCGUCGUGUUCGUAGUCAAUUUCAUUGGAAUUGGCUUUGCGAUUGCUGGAAAAUGGCCAUACGCCGCAAGAUAUCCUGGUGCUCUGGUCCUUGGUAAUUUGAACGUUGCAAUUCUUGUGCGCAACGAGAUAUUCGGCCGUUGCUUGUAUUUGUUCGUCAACACCUUCUUCGCUAAGUGGACCCCUCUAUGGUUCCGCCUUGCGUGUACCUCCACUUUGCAGCAUCUCGGUGGUAUCCACAGCGGAUGUGCAAUCUCCGGCGUAGCUUGGAUAGUCCUCAUGGUCGUGCAUCAAUUCAAGAUGAAGUAUAUGUUUAACGACUCCAUACUUGCCUUCGGGGUGAUCACCUCGGUCAUGCUGUUUGUCACCCUCUGUGCUGGUCUUCCGUGGGUCCGUAACACGCACCACAACGUAUUCGAGCUGAAUCACCGUCUCUUCGGAUGGACUUCCUUGUGCAUGACCUGGGUAUACACCAUCGUGACCAAUGCCUAUGACACUGCAGACGGAAAGUUCGACCACGUCGGAAGAUACGUCGUCCAACAGCAAGCUUUCUGGUACACGGUCGGAAUGUCCAUCUUCAUUGUUCUGCCUUGGAUGUGCACGCGACACGUCGACGUCGACGUCGAACUUCCCUCUCCGAAAGUCGCUGUUCUGCGCUUCGAGCGUGGUAUGCAACAGGGUCUGCUUGCUCGCAUCAGUCGCUCGGCUGUCAAGGAAUAUCACGCUUUCGGUAUCAUCUCCGAGGGUACCCAUGCAAAGCAUCACUACCUGAUCUGCGGUGUGCAAGGCGAUUUCACUAAGAGACUGGUCAGCGACCCGCCGAGAAAAAUCUGGACUCGUGAGCUGAAGUUCGCUGGUGUCUCCAACACAUCGACCCUUUACAAGCGUGGAAUUCGUAUCUGCACUGGAACUGGUCUUGGUGCUGCCCUUUCUACUUGCAUUCAAUCUCCCUACUGGUACCUCAUUUGGAUCGGCUCCGAUCAAGAGAAGACAUUCGGCCCAACCAUUAGUGGUCUCAUUCACAGGUACAUCGGUCCAGAGCGUCUCCUUCUUUGGGACUCCAAAGUCCGUGGUGGUCGUCCACCCACGAUGAAGAUCUUGAAGGAGGUAUACGACCAGUGGCAGGCGGAGGUUGUCUUCAUCACGUCCAACUAUGUGGGUAACUUUGAGAUCCAACAUGGUUGCAAAGAGGCUGGGAUUCCUGCAUUCGGAACACUGUGGGACUUUUAAUUUUUGCGUCUGGAUGUAUCGGACGCCAGACCUUACUCGAAUCUUUCGUCCAAAUAGGUACACUGUCUUUUUUUUCUAAGUCGAUACACUAUUCUCAAUCGGAUAUCUUGUCUUGCUAUUUUUGCGCACCUUCUUGUUUCACACAGUAUUGAUGGACUGAAGGAGUUGCAAUCUAUCAUCGAGCUCACAAGUCGUAUUGAUAUCAUAGUCAUGUCUGAUCCAAGCACCAGUAUCUUUGCGCUGUUGAUACAUAUGUUCAUGUAUAUAGGCCAUUCUAAUGUUGAUGUUCGUAUAUUUGA
Suillus fuscotomentosus is the source of this 1766-nucleotide messenger RNA. RefSeq lists its product as uncharacterized. The transcript is spliced from 11 exons. Lineage: Eukaryota; Fungi; Basidiomycota; Agaricomycetes; Boletales; Suillaceae. The coding region runs from base 1 to 1467 and encodes 488 amino acids. The record is from RefSeq and is a predicted model, not a curated record.